AUGGCGGACUUCGACGCUCCCUCCGGGCCCCCACCUCCCAAGGUUCCCGAGGGAUGGGUCGCUAGAUGGAAUGCACAAUACUCAGAAUGGUUCUACGUGAACACCUUUACCAAGAAAUCCCAAUGGGAGAAGCCCACCGAGCCCGCCCGGCCUCCCAUGGGCGAUGACGCCCCUCCAGGCCCUCCACCCGCUUACGCCGGCGGCAGCGGGCCCGCCCCCACCGACUCCAAGACGAACCCCUUCACCCCGCAGUCCACAGGCCCCGGCGGUGCCUCCAGUUCAGUCGACAGCGACGCCGAGUUCGCGCGCAAGCUACAAGAGGAGGAAGACGCCCGCGCCCGCGGCAGCUUCGGCGGCGGCGGCGGUGGCGGUGGCGGUGCCGCUGCGAGCUACAUGAACUCCAGUCCCGGGCCUGGCCAGAGCUCCAGCCCGUUCCCCAACCAGCUGCCAGCCCGCGAGGGUGAGGGGCAAAAGAGCAAGGGCCUGCUGGGCAAGAUCUUCGGCGCCGGCAAGAGCAAGCUCAGCAGCGGCGGUGGCGGUGGCUACGGCGGCGGCGGUCACUAUCCCCAACAGGGCGGAUAUUACCCCCAGCAGCAGCCUCAGUACGGCUACCCCCAGCAGGGCUACGGAGGCUACCCUCCCCAGCAGGGCGGUUACGGUGGCUACCCUCCUCAAGGAGGAUAUGGCGGCGGCUACGGCGGCGGCGGCUACGGUGGCGGCUACGGGGGCAGGCCCCAGAAGUCCGGCGGCGGAGGCAUGGGCAUGGCCGGUGGAGCAGCACUCGGUCUGGGUGCGGGUCUGGUCGGUGGCGCGCUCAUCAACGAGGCAUUCGACGAUCAUCAGGAGCAAGAGGCUUACCAGGACGGCUUCGAGGACGGCAAUGAUUAUGGCGGUGGUGACGAUGGAGGUGGUGACUUCUGA
Messenger RNA from Diaporthe amygdali, 921 nucleotides. RefSeq names its product rna-binding protein fus tls. The record is from RefSeq and is a predicted model, not a curated record. NCBI's taxonomy places the organism in Eukaryota, Fungi, Ascomycota, Sordariomycetes, Diaporthales, Diaporthaceae. Gene Ontology annotation, molecular function: protein binding. The transcript is spliced from 2 exons. The coding region runs from base 1 to 921 and encodes 306 amino acids.